Messenger RNA from Salmo salar (Atlantic salmon), 1884 nucleotides. RefSeq names its product sulfotransferase family 2, cytosolic sulfotransferase 3 (gene sult2st3). Gene Ontology annotation, molecular function: sulfotransferase activity. Lineage: Eukaryota; Metazoa; Chordata; Actinopteri; Salmoniformes; Salmonidae. The record is from RefSeq and is a predicted model, not a curated record.
GAGCUACAAGAGGGGGAGGGAUUCUUUCCUCUCUCACAUUUGCAUUGAUGCAUUAAAAAUAUGCCUCUAGGUCAGGGCUGAACUGGCAGAACCUUACUGCAGGCUAUACCUGAGUGUGUUCCAGUUAUGCCAUGGCGUCAGACAGGUACUUUCUUCACCAUGGAAUUUUGUUACCAACUGUGGUUCACAAUGAGGAGAGUCUGAAAUAUGCCAAUGAUUUCAAAGUUCAGGACAGCGAUGUGUUUGCCAUUACUUACCCCAAAUCAGGCACCACAUGGAUGCAAGAGAUUGUCCCUUUAGUCCUAAAUGGAGGAGACCUUACUCCAGUGCAAACUAUUCCCAACUGGGACCGGGUUCCCUGGCUAGAGGAGACACGAGCAGCCCUAGUUCUGAACCGUCUGCCCUCUCCACGGGCAAUGGUCUCUCAUAUGCCCUACCAUCUCAUGCCCCCCUCCUUCUUCCCCUCCAAAGCCAAGGUCAUCUAUGUUACCCGGAACCCAAAAGAUGUUAUGGUGUCAUCAUUUCACUUCCACAAGAUGGCCAGUUUCCUGGAUGACCCUGGGACUUUUGAUGAGUUUCUAAAUAAGUUUCUCUCUGGGCAAGUGUUGUUUGGGAAGUGGACAGACCAUGUGAAAAGCUGGCGAAAUUCCGAUCUGGGAGAUAGAAUCCUAUACAUUACCUAUGAAGAAAUGGUCAAGGACCUGCGGGGAGUGCUGGAACGCCUCUCACGGUUCCUUGGUCGGGACCUAAGUGAAGAAACUCUGGAUCGUGUAGCCAACCACUGCUGUUUCAGCAACAUGAAGUUAAAUGCAAUGUCAAACUACUCCCUGGUGCCACAGGAGAUCAUGGAUAGCAGCAAGUCCCCCUUCCUUAGAAAAGGGGUUGCUGGAGACUGGAAAAAUCAUUUCAGUCCUGAGCAGGAUUUCAAAUUCACAGCGGUCCUAAAAGAGGAAAUGAACGGAACAAACAUAAAAUUCCCAUGGGAUGAGGAGUGAACAGGUGGAAAUGUACCGACAAUGUUUUCUUGACAUUGCAGGCAGUUAGAUAGUGGAGAACUUAAAACAAAUGGACUUUCUAAAUGCGUCUCUGCAUCCACAGCAUAAGUGUAAUGUCACUGGCCGUGCCCUGAAACCUCAGCAGUACACUGACAAUACAAUAUAAAGCACCUGUGCUGGGUUUCCCAAAAGCAUCGUAGCACUAAAAUCAUAAUUCCAUUGGAACUAAAUUCACGAAAACCCAGCCCAGGUCAAGUUGAUCUAAAAAGACACCACCAAAUACAAGUACAUCGUCUCGGUACUGGUACACCGUGUAUAUAGCCAAGUCAUUAUUACUCAUUGUGCAUUUAUUUUUCAAUUAUUUCUAUUUUUCGCUCUGCAUUGUUGGGAAGGGACCGUAAGUAAGCAUUUCAGUAUUAGUCUACACCUGUUGUUUAUGAAGAGUGACAAAUAAAAUUUGAUUUGAAAUGGUCCAAAAGUCCUGCUGCCACAGGAAUGACUUGUGGUUAACUGGAUAUUUUGUAACUUUGUUAGUAUUUUGAUUGAACUCGGUGCUUGUUGGUUAAGUCAAAGACCGGCUUUCAAAUCAAAGUUUAUUGGUCACGUAUACAGAUCUGCAGAUAUUAUCGCAGGUGCAGCGAAAUGCUUAUGUUUCUAGCUCCAAUAGUGCAGUAAUAUCUAGCAAUACAAUAAUAAUACAAGAACUCAAGAAAUUACGAAACUUUCUGAACUAUUCUUGUGUAGUACUUAUUUCACAUUUCUUUUCAUAUAAACAAAUGGUAGUUGAAUACAUUUAUAUUAGCCAUAAUCUGGUAAUAACAGACUGUUAUCAUAAAUAGUAAAAUACUGCAGGUUAUAUUAACAUUGUAUACAUCUGACAGUCACAUGG